ACUGUGCGAAUCGAGUGCAAAAGUUUUGAACUAAUUCACAGAUCCGAAUUUAAUAAUCACAAUUAAUCAUUUUCGCUUAAAGAAACUUGUGUAAACCAAGGAAAUGAAUUGCAGACAAUUUUUACUCUGUUUUUUAAUAUGCCUGGCUUUGCUUAAGGAAGUUAAAUGCUUACACAAAAGAUGUGUUAAAUGUCGGUCAAGAGGAGAGUUAGGCAGCUGCGGAGACCCAGUUGUAGUGAAUACAACAGAUCCAUACUCGCAACUUGGCAUACAUGUCGUGGCCUGCCCCUCGGGCUGGUGCGGGAAAAUGAUAGAAGGCACUGAAGGAGCAUUUCGGACAGAUGAUUACGGAUCAGCGACAGAGAGGAUGUGCCUCCAGCGGCCUCCAAGCGACUACGAGGAGCGCUGCGCGUACACCUUGUGGAACUACAAGAAGGUCUACAUGUGCUUCUGCAACGGUGACCUGUGCAACUCUGCUUUUACAACAACCAUAUCCUAUUGUAGUAUUUUCAUUGCUGUUUUAGUGACUAUAUUUAAUAUGUAGUAUGUAGUGAAAUUUGUGUCUGCCUCAGACAAGUUGAAAUGGUCUUUAUUGACAAUCAUCAAAGUACUACAGUUAUAUGUGGUAUAUUCUAUAAAAAGGGACCUUAUUGUCGAUGGCGCUUACGCCAUUAUUAACGAUGCUCCGAUAUAAAUACGAGUACAAUGCCGCGCGACGCUGUGCGGCGUAAGCGGCAUCGACAAUAAGGUCCCUUUUCUUAGAAAAUGCCCCAUAUUUGUGUCUGUGGUCCUGUGGCUAUGGGGGCUCAUUUAUUUGGUGCUUAACCCAUCAAUAGGGAUGUUGACAGUUUUUUAAAACUGUUUUCAUUUUAUAGAUAGACACGUAAUUAUUGCAAAAAAUAAUAUUUUUAUUUUAUUUAAUAACUUUUAAUCAAAAUUCGACUUUAAUUAGUUUAUUGUUGAAAUUUCGCGCAAAAACGCUCCAAACUGUCACGUGAUUUUGAUGACGUAACGAUGUGAUAAACAAAAUGCUGUCAGUGCCACCUCUGGCACUGACCUGGUGGUCCUCACCACCAGGUUUGACAACUUGUCUGUGCGUAUUUCUCACACCGUGACGUCACGCGCUCCGAUUUGCGUUUGCAGUCACGUGAUGCUGGGCAUUACAUAUUUUAAAUACUUUUAAAUUAUUUUUAAUUGAAACAACAUUUUAUAUAUUUGCGAUUCAUGUCAACAUCCCUAUUGUUUACAUUCCUUGUUCUUGUAUUUGGCGUUUUUGCUAUUUAUUACCAUAAUUACCAUAUAUAUAGGUACAUCCGUCCAAUGGGUUAAUGUUAUGACAUAAUUGAGACAUUAUUAUAAUUAUUAUUAUUCACAACGACGGGACUUAAUCGCGUAAAAUAAGUUUUAAAUUUUUACCUCCGACGUUUCGAGGACGGUGUUGUCCCCGUGGUCUCAGAGAAGACUGGCUAAAGUUGACAUCAACAUCUAGGCGCGCGAGUUUUUCGAACUACCCGCACUCUGUCUUGUUUAUUAACUUGAACGUUUUGCGCACUAGGGAUGUCACCGGGUCGACACACAACACUCACAAUAUUAGAUUUUUCAACUUUCGAUAUUUGUUUUCGCUUACACUUACUAAUGACUGGGUUCCAUGUGGAUGAGAUCUUAAAACCUUCGUCUCGAUUGAAAUUUCUAUGUUUUUUUAUUUCAAUGGCUUCACGGAUUUUUCUACUAUAAAACCCACGAUCUGAUCAAAAAACAUAGAAAUUUCAAUCGAGACGAAGGUUUUAAGAUCUCAUUAUUUUACGCGAUUAAGUCCCGUCGUUGUGAAUAAUAAUGAGUAAAAAUCGUGAAAGUUUAAAUCAGUGUUUGUUAUCAUAAUUAGUUGUGAUAUUUACAAAGCGGUACUUCAACGCGUGUUUUCAAACCAAACUUCAAAGUGAGUCCAUUUGUCUUUGAGUCUAAUUAAGGCUGAUCUAAACUAAGUACCUACCUAAUUGUUUACGGUUUCUUUUUUUACAGAAUAUAUACGAAUAUUUAAGUUUUUAUUUUAUAUUUUAUGAGAGUACUGAAAACUUCAUUAUUCAUUAUAAUCAAGGUUAUAAUAUUAGCUGAAAAUCGUUGAGCAUUAGACUUGGCCGGUUUUUUGUUAAUACUUUAUACGUCUGCUCGGAUCCAUCCAUAUAUUUAAAAUGUUGUUUUGUGAUACUGCUUCAGUUUGUACACUACUGUUGCACGUGAUGCUUGGGUACUCUUCUAAAUAAAACCGGCCAAGUGCGAGUCGGACUCGCGCACAAAGGGUUCCGUACUAUUACGGAAAAAACAGCAAAAAAAAUCACGUUUGUUGUAUGGAAGCCCUAUUUAAAUAUUUAUAUUAUUCUGUUUUUAUUAUUUGUUGUUAUAGCGGCAACAGAAAUACAUCAUCUGUGAAAAUUUCAACUGUCCAGCUAUCACGGUUCAUAAGAUACAGCCUGGUGACAGACAGACAGACGGAUAGUAAUAGGGUCCCGUUUUUAAAAACUUGGGUAGGUCAAAUGAGGCAUCCACCGCCCAAAAUUAACUAUUAGGCAGGUACUUAAUAUCUUCAACUCUUUCUACUAAGUAAUAACAUAGAGUAACUUAUACUAGAGCGGUACUGUCAUAGUAAAUUUUGUAACCCCAGUAAAUUCACUGCCAUCUGUCGACACACUUUAAAACUAAAAAUAAAUAUUUAUAAAAAUACGAUAAAAUGUAUUUAAAUAUGGAUAAAUGAUUUUUUUUAUUUGCAUUAAUUAUUUUUAUGAUUUUGACCCAUGUUCUUUCACUGAUAUGCGUUAAAAUUAUAAAUAACAAACGAAACCGUCAACGCCCUCUAUACGAGUGUAGGCCAAAACUAGUGGCGCCCUCUGAUCGAGAAUCAAAUUUUCGUGAUUUUCGAGGCACGUUUUUUCCUUAGACUGUAUCCAUCUAUUACGGAGUUAUAUCUAUCUUUGGUAAUAAGUAUUUGAAUGAAGUAUAUGUCUUUUUAAGCAUAUGUAUGUUGUGGUUGUAAACUCGGAACUGAACCGAUAUGUACAACAGUAUAAAGGUCCUGUAAAAUAAUACAUUUUAAAAAAAUUGGCCAAGCCACAUAUUUUAACUAAGGUGUAGAGUUUGUGAAGUUAGGGCCUGUAGAGUUAGAAGCUUGGCUCUACAAAAGAUCUGAUAACUUUUGAUAGUGCGAGCCUUAUGGUUUCGUCUUGGCUACAUUUUACAUGAGAUGUUUUUGGUGGUAUACAUUUUUUGAUAUUUUAAUUUUUAGUUUUAAUGGUGUGUCGCGAGAUGGCAGUAAAUUUACUGUGACGUUUUAGCUAUACCAAUAGCAAAGAUAGAUAUAACUCCGUAAUAGAUGGAUACAGUCUAAGGAAAAAACGUGCCUCGAAAAUUACGAAAAUUUGUUUCUCGAUCAGAUGGCGCCACUAGUUUUGGCCUACUCUCGUAUACGUCGGUUUCGUUUGUUAUUUAUAAUUUUAACGCAUAUCAGUGAAAGAACAUGGGUCAAAAUCAUAUAACAAUAAUUAAUGCAAAUAAAAAAAUAAUUUAUCCAUAUUUUAACGUAUUUUUAUAAAUCUUCAUUUAAAGUAUGUCGAUAGAUGGCAGUGAAUUUACAGUGGUUACAAAAUUUACUAUGACAGUACCGCUCUAUCUUAUUAUAUCCUCUUUGCCAAUAGGUGAUCGUGUCCUAUUACCUACUCCAACAUUAGGUAGAUAUUACCUAAUGAAUACGUGUUUUAGAAUUUAAGUGGAAAAUGUAUACUAAUUUUUUUUUAAAGUAUUAUUACGAACAAAAUGUACUUCUAUAAUGACGAUACGCAAUACAGACAUUACAGACCCUGCCCCCAGGUAGUAAAGUGACGUCAGCGACGUCAUAAUGACGUCAUUUAUACGUCAUAAUGACGUAACGGACGUCAUAAUGACGUAUAAAUGCUACCUGGGCCUGACCGGGAAGGAAUUGGCAGCCAAUACUUACGAAACUGAAAGGACUGAAUCGAAUAAAAAAACUGUUACAUUUUACUGUAUUAUAUUUAAAAUAUUAUAAAUAUUUUUACACUUUUACAA
Messenger RNA from Cydia strobilella, 4074 nucleotides. RefSeq lists its product as uncharacterized. Gene Ontology annotation, biological process: positive regulation of voltage-gated potassium channel activity; sleep; regulation of synaptic transmission, cholinergic. The coding region runs from base 104 to 544 and encodes 146 amino acids. The record is from RefSeq and is a predicted model, not a curated record. The transcript is spliced from 3 exons. Lineage: Eukaryota; Metazoa; Arthropoda; Insecta; Lepidoptera; Tortricidae.